This is a messenger RNA of Tripterygium wilfordii, 2657 nucleotides long. RefSeq names its product pentatricopeptide repeat-containing protein At3g24000, mitochondrial. Gene Ontology annotation, molecular function: RNA binding; protein binding; zinc ion binding. Bases 48 to 2066 code for a protein of 672 amino acids. Gene Ontology annotation, biological process: RNA modification. NCBI's taxonomy places the organism in Eukaryota, Viridiplantae, Streptophyta, Magnoliopsida, Celastrales, Celastraceae. The record is from RefSeq and is a predicted model, not a curated record. The transcript has a single exon.
AUCGGCGAAAAUGGAGUUCAGUCGAUAGACAACACAGGGUAUGAUCGAUGAAUGGCAAAAUGGAGCGUGGUUGGCGUUGUAAAUCUUCUCUCAUUAGACAUAUUGAUUUACGCUCGUCCAGAACUACCCUUUUUAGAAGAAGGCACGUACCAUUUUGUGUUCGCUUAACCAACUCUGCUACUCCAUCCACUUCUGCCACUUCUGCUCUCGGUGACGCAGAAACUGAAGAAUGGGAGCCCUCCCCUUCAUCCAUAAUCCAAAACAAGAACCUUCUCCGCCGAAGCCCCAAAGGACUCCACGUUCUCGACCUUGUCGACGAGGGAUCACUAGAACCCGACAGGACUCUCUACAACUUGCUGAUCAAGAAAUGCACCUCCUUGAAAAGGCUCAAGGAAGGCAGGAUUGUCCACACCCAUCUCCGCAAUUCCAGAUUUCUCAAGGGUGAUGCUGUGAUGCAGAACAGUGUGCUCCAUAUGUAUGCAAAAUGUGGCAGCUUGGAGGAUGCUCGCCAGUUGUUCGACGAGAUGACCGAUAGAGAUUUGGUCACUUGGACUGCCUUGAUUACUGGGUAUUCUCAGAAUGAUCGAGCCGAGGACGCACUUGUGUUGUUUCGUAGAAUGCUUCGAUUCGGGCUUCAACCCAAUGAAUUCACGUUGGCUAGUGUAUUGAAGGCUUCUGGGACCGGUGCUAGUGAUAUGGAGGGAAGGCAGCUUCAUGGUUUCUGUCUCAAGUCCGGUUACGUUAAUGAUGUUUAUGUGGGUAGUUCAGUUUUGGACAUGUAUGCAAGGUGUGGCCGCAUCGAGGAAGCUGGGAGAAUAUUUGGUGGGCUGCCUUGCAAAAAUGAGGUGUCUUGGAAUGCUUUGAUCUCGGGACAUGCUAGGAAAGGUGAAGCAGAAAUUGCACUUGGAUUGUUUCGGAAGAUGCUCAGGGACGAUUUUGAACCCACAAGAUUCACGUAUUCUGGCAUUUUCAAUGCUUUUUCCAUCACUGGGUCUCUAGAGCAAGGGAAGUGGGUUCACGCCCACAUGAUAAAAUCCGGUGGAAAGCUUAUUGCUUUUACUGGCAAUACUCUUCUUGACAUGUACGCAAAAUCAGGUAGCAUUGACGACGCAAAGAAAGUUUUUGAGCGGCUGGUGAAUAGAGAUGUUGUCUCUUGGAAUUCGAUGAUUGUUGCAUUUGCCCAACAUGGGCUAGGGAGGGAUUCCAUACAAAUGUUCGAAGAAAUGCUGAAGAUUGGAGUUUCACCUAAUGAAAUAACUUUCCUUUGUGUUCUUACGGCUUGUAGCCAUGCCGGCCUUUUGGAUGAAGGACAAUAUUAUUUUGAGUUGAUGAAGAAGUUCAAUUUUGAGCCACAGAUUUCGCAUUAUGUGACAAUUGUUGAUCUUUUUGGCCGAGCAGGUCAUCUUAAUCAAGCUGAGAGGUUCAUAAGGGAAAUGCCAAUUGAACCAACUGCUGCCAUAUGGGGAGCCUUGCUUGGUGCUUGUAGAAUGCAUAAGAAUAUGGAUUUGGGCACCUAUGCUGCUGAACGUAUAUUGGAACUUGAUCCCCAGGACGCAGGGCCCCAUUUGUUGCUCUAUAAUAUCUAUGCAUCUGCUGGUAGAUGGACUGAUGCUGCAAAAGUGAGAAAGAUGAUGAAGGAAAGCAGGGUUAAGAAAGAACCUGGUUGCAGUUGGGUGGAGAUCGAGAAUGAGGUCCACGUAUUUCUGUCAAAUGAUGAUGCCCAUCCACAGAUGGAUGAGAUUCAUAGGAUGUGGGAGAAAAUUAGGAGGGAGAUUACGGAGAUUGGAUACAUCCCCGACACAAGCCAUGUACUUCUUUUUGUGGACCAGCAGGAGAGGGAAGUUAAGUUGCAGCACCAUAGUGAAAAGCUUGCUCUUGCAUUUGCUCUUCUCAAUACACCUCCAGGGACCCCUAUACGAAUCAAGAAGAACAUCAGAGUUUGUGGUGAUUGUCAUUUAGCCUUCAAGUUUGCAUCAAAGGUGGUAGAUAGGGAAAUUAUUGUUAGGGAUACUAAUCGGUUCCAUUGUUUCCGGCAUGGUUCGUGUUCUUGUGGUGACUACUGGUAGUGCCAAGACAUCAACAGUCAAUCAUCCAUAGGGAUCCUGUGGGAGAGCAAAUGUUUUUUUUUUUUAACUCUUGGAAAAUGUUCUUGAGCUCCCUUUUUCUAAAUUUUUCUGAAAAAACAUUUUUCAAAAGGUGAAAACAUUACCAAACCGUCGCGUGAUAUUUUGAACAAGUGCUUUGCUCAUUACUCUGUGUUUCUGAGUCUUGAGCAGACAUGACAAUGGCUUCAACUUUGGGUCCCUUGCACAUAUAAAUUCUUCAGUGGAAGCAACUUGAAGGACAAUAUGACUUCUGAUGGCAGUAAUACAAAAUUUGGUGGCCUUUUUGGCAUGAUGCAACUGGCAAGAGUCUGGAUCUGAAUGUCAGAAAACACGAAGAAUGCAUGAUUGAGACACGAAAGCAAAGAUGAAUACAUUUCUGUUUAGUAACAAUCACCAGUCUCUCAAGCCCAUGAGAUUUACAUGUUUUCUCACAGGCUGAGCUAGAGAAGCAAGGUUCAUUCAAUGUGUGGCACAUUUUGGCCAGAACUAAUCUAUCAAAUUAUGGAUGUCCCAUUGCUUAGUGAAAUUGGGCACGCAAGGUUGCUUGAACUA